AUGGACAGAGAAAGGGUGAAGGUGAGGCUGGACCCGGAGACUGCAAGCCCAGACCUGGUCCUGUCCCAGGACCUCAGGACCCUGCGUCUGGGGGACGGGCAGGAGACCCUCCCCGACACCCCCGGGAGGUUCACGGGCAGCCCCAGCGUCCUGGGCUCCCCGGGCUUCCAGGCUGGGAGGCAUUACUGGGAGCUGGAGGUGGGGGACGGGGACAGUUGGGCCGUGGGGGUGGCCCUGGAGUCCGUGCAGAGGAAGGAGCCCCUGGCCACGGCCCUGGGGAGGCUCUGGGCCCUGCGGCGGGACUGGGACGGGCAGUACACGGCCCUGCACAUGCCCCCGGCCCCCCUGGCGCUGGAGGAGAAGCCCCGGAAGAUCAGGGUCCACCUGGACUACGAAGGAGGCCGAGUGACCUUCUACAACGCGGAGAACAUGGCGCAGAUCCUGCAGUUCCGGGCUUCCUUCUCCCAGAAGGUCUUCCCUUACUUCUGGCUCUGGUCUCAGGACACCUACAUCCAGCUGUGUGCCUGA
Molecule: messenger RNA, 528 nt
Organism: Chaetura pelagica (chimney swift)
Lineage: Eukaryota; Metazoa; Chordata; Aves; Apodiformes; Apodidae
Product: nuclear factor 7, ovary-like
Exons: 2
Coding region: 1-528 (175 amino acids)
Molecular function (GO): protein binding
Source: RefSeq, a predicted model, not a curated record